Centruroides sculpturatus (bark scorpion) is the source of this 1038-nucleotide messenger RNA. RefSeq lists its product as uncharacterized. The transcript is spliced from 8 exons. The coding region runs from base 109 to 876 and encodes 255 amino acids. NCBI's taxonomy places the organism in Eukaryota, Metazoa, Arthropoda, Arachnida, Scorpiones, Buthidae. The record is from RefSeq and is a predicted model, not a curated record.
CCGUUAUGGCGGAUAUCCUUUGGAGUUUGAAUGUCAGUACGGUUGUUUACCUUUUAAUAUGCUAUUUACACGUGGUUUGAAAUUGAUCGAAUUUUAGAUUUAAAAAAAAUGUCCGAAGAUCGAUCUUCCUCACUGUCUUUAAAUGAAGAUUUUCAGAAGUUCUUAGAAGCGUCGCUGUCAUCAGAUGAAUCUGAACUUGAUUUAUCAGAAAAUAAAAAACGAUUAUGGUGGCUAGAUGGUGAAGAUGAUGGAAAUGUAAAACAGAAAGAGUCAGCAAAUAGGCAUUCUUGGUUAAAGAAAGUUGAAACAAAAAAAACAGAUGAAGAUCAGAAAGAUUCAGAUUCACAAACUAUUAAAGAAAUUAUUGAAUCAAAAUCUGCUGUACAAGAAACAACUUCACAGGAUAAAGAAGUUGAAAACUUGUCAUCGAAACAGGAAUCUGAAGCAGGCAAAGAAAAUGUUUUUACAUUUGAUUCUAAGAGUCAUGUCUCUGAAAAGCCUGAAAUAUUGACUUCAGAUGAUCAGACUCUUGUACAAAGUUUACCUGAUGAUGACUAUUCUGAAGAUACCUUUAAUACUUUAACAUCCAAAGAUGAAAUAGCAGAAGAAGAAUCAAAUAUUUCAAGCCACAUAACUUCAGAAACCACUAAAAAUCCAAAUGAAAAUAGUACUAAUAAUAGUGAGAAAGUAGAAAUCAUUUCAUCACCUGUCUUACCAAGAUUAAAAGAGCAAGAGAAUAAAGCUGAAAAAACAGAAAUUAAAAGUACUGUUGAUUUACUACCAGAAGCAGAUGACUUAAUAGAUAAGAAAAAUGAUCAUAUGAAUCAUGUUGAUAGUGGUAAGCAUUUAAUUCCUUUUCUUAAUUUACUAAUUUAAAAUAAUAAAUUUAUAAUUGUUUUUAUUGUAUUAUUUUUCUCAUAAUUGUCAUUGAAAUGUAAAUCUGAAAUACUAUAAUUUUGGGCAGAUAACCCUUAAAAGCAUGUCUUGCAGAAAAUUGCAAGAACAAAAAGUAAAGCUUAUAUAACAUGCCCUAUCAUA